UGACUGAGGUGGGGUAAGAAAAGAAGGAAUUACACCGGGAGGAAGAAGAAAAACGACAACGAAUGAAAUUGUCCUUCCAGUAAAACUUCGAUAUUUAACCGCGUAUGUGAUUGAGGUCUUCUGCCGCCAAAUCCCUGGCCCUGGUCACUGGUGUGUGUUGCCCAUUGGCUUGAAGUGUUGGAGUCGAGCGGCAGGCAGGAACAGAGAGGGCUCUGUCUGCAAUACAGAUUACUCCUGGGAGUGACGUGUAGGGGCUCUGUCCUGUGCUCUCUGGCCGGCUGCUCUCUCUCUCUCUCUACUUCUCUCGUCUCCCCUGUGCCUGGAAGUGGUCGCCAUGGGUGACAUCAGUGAUCUGGACAGACAGAUUGACCAGCUGAGGAGAUGUGAACUCAUCAAGGAGAAUGAGGUCAAAGCGCUGUGUGCCAAAGCCAGAGAAAUCCUUGUGGAGGAGAGCAAUGUACAGAGGGUAGACUCUCCCGUCACCGUGUGUGGCGACAUUCACGGACAGUUCUACGACCUGAAGGAGUUGUUCAGAGUGGGAGGCGAUGUUCCGGAGACCAACUACCUCUUCAUGGGGGACUUUGUAGACAGAGGAUUCUACAGCGUGGAGACCUUCCUACUCCUCCUGGCCCUCAAGGUGCGCUACCCCGACAGAAUCACCCUGAUCCGCGGUAACCACGAGUCGCGGCAGAUCACGCAGGUGUACGGCUUCUACGACGAGUGCCUGAGGAAAUACGGCUCCGUCACCGUCUGGAGGUACUGCACAGAGAUCUUCGACUACCUGUCGCUCUCCGCCAUCAUCGACGGCAAGAUCUUCUGUGUGCACGGCGGCCUGUCUCCCUCCAUCCAGACGUUGGACCAGAUCAGGACCAUAGACAGGAAACAGGAAGUGCCUCACGACGGGCCCAUGUGCGACCUGCUCUGGUCCGACCCCGAAGACACCACUGGUUGGGGUGUGAGUCCGCGCGGCGCCGGCUACCUGUUCGGUUCUGACGUGGUGGCCCAGUUCAACGCGGCCAACGACAUCGACAUGAUCUGCCGAGCGCAUCAGCUGGUCAUGGAGGGGUACAAGUGGCACUUCAACGAGACCGUCCUCACCGUUUGGUCCGCACCCAACUACUGCUACAGGUGUGGUAACGUGGCGGCCAUCUUGGAGCUGGACGAGCACCUCCAGAAGGAGUUCAUCAUCUUCGAGGCGGCGCCGCAGGAGACCCGGGGCAUCCCCUCCAAGAAGCCCGUGGCAGACUACUUCCUGUGACCCCCCCGCCCCGCGACCCGGAAGCUAACCCUCGCCCACACGCCACACGCCCCCCUCCUGGAGACGCCACCACAAGGCUCUCCACCAUUUUGUAUCUUUGCCCCCCCCUCUCUCUCUCUCUCUCCUCUCCUCUCCUCUCCUCCUCCCCCCACUGUCUUAAUGUUGAUUUAUUUGCCUUUUUUUUGUUUUGUUUUAUUUUUCUUUUUUCCUUCAAGUAUUCUCCUGCUCAUAUUCCUUUGGUCUCUUUUUUUAUUUCUACCAGCCCCUGAAGGAAUUAUUUUGGAAAGACUUAAACCUGCACACCCUCUGAACUCUGCAAAGUCACACACACACACACACACACAAACAAACUCUGGACUGCACACCCCCUCUGUCACACACGCACAUGCGCGCACACACACACACACACACACACACACACACACACACACACACACAACCACCCCCACCCUCCCCUGUGCGUUGCUCACUGCUGUAUGCCUCCCUCUAUGCUGUAGCCAGUUAGUUUUUUCUAAUAAAUGUGAAGAUAACAGAGGGAGGGGGAGGGAGCGAGGGACACAGAGGGAGGGGGAGGGAGCGAGGGACACAGAGGGAGAGGGGAGAGGAGUGUAGGAGGAGUGUGUGAGCUGAGCGCUGCCCAGCCGUGACGUCCCUGGAGGAACAGUGGGAGGCGGCUCAACACUCUCUUUUCUUUUCUUUUUGUUUUGUCUUUCGUUUUUAUUUUACUGCUCUGUCUCUCUUGUAUAACAGAGAUGGGGGGGGUUAGUUUAGUUUUAUCUGCUUUCUCUGCUUUGUCUGCCUACGUCCCUGGUCAGGGAGGAUGGGUCGGUCCGUGCUCUCAUUGGCCGGUCUGUGGCGGGUCUAAGCUCUGAUUGGGCCGUCUGAGAUGGGUGUAAGUAGCCAUUGGCCCAUCUCAGGUGCGUCUAACCAGUCAUUGGCCUGUUUGACAUGGGUCUGAGCCGCCAUUGGCCCAUCUAAGGUGGGCGCAAGCUCUCAUUGGUCUGCCUGAAGCGGGUCUAAGGCAGUCAUUGGCCCGUCUGGCCCAUAUGGGGUGUCUGUAGGUUCUCAUUGGCUCGUGUCAGUCCAGGGUGGUGUGUGGUCCAAUCAGCUGCUCACUGCUCACCAUAAUGUGCAUCAACGCCCACAUCAGGUCACAUCAGCCCAGAGGCCACAAGCUGACGCCUGAUCUGACUGCUGCAACACUUCAGUCUACCAAUGGAACACACGCGCACACACACACACACAGUUGCAGGCAGGCACACAUCCACACUCAUGUAAACUCAUGUGGAUAUGUAAACAGGUCUCUCUCUCUCUCUCUCUCUCUCUCUCUCUCUCUCUCUCUCUCUCUCUCUCUCUCUCUCUCUCUCUCUCUCUCUCUCUCUCUCUCUCUCUCUCUCUCUCUCUCUCUCUCUCAGCAGGCGUGAUCUGUACAUCCACAGCAGUCACACACAGCAAAAUGCAUUCUCUCUCAACCAUGCUUUCCCUCCGACUGUUCUCUCUCUCUAGGACUUGUUGAUUUUUAUUAUUAAUUAUUUGUGACAAUAAAACUGUACUUUUGUAUAAAGUUUA
Molecule: messenger RNA, 2827 nt
Organism: Engraulis encrasicolus (European anchovy)
Lineage: Eukaryota; Metazoa; Chordata; Actinopteri; Clupeiformes; Engraulidae
Gene: ppp4cb
Product: protein phosphatase 4, catalytic subunit b
Exons: 9
Coding region: 335-1258 (307 amino acids)
Biological process (GO): double-strand break repair via homologous recombination
Cellular component (GO): nucleus; cytoplasm
Molecular function (GO): protein serine/threonine phosphatase activity
Source: RefSeq, a predicted model, not a curated record